UGUGUAAAUAACUAAUAGUGAAGAUAAAAGUACUUUUUUAAAUUAAAUAGUCUAACUGAUUUUAUAAUUCCGCGGUUAUUCAUCAAACACAUGAGUAAUUUGGGUGCAUAAAUUAAAGUCAAAAGUUCGCACAUGGAGAACGGCCGGCGCGCGCAUGCGCCAACGCUCGCAAUAAGUUUUAAAUAUAGAAUCGUCGCCAGAAAUCGCUGCCCUAUUUAUGUCGGCUGUUCGGCAAACAUGGGAUUCAAAUUAUUGUGUUAAAAUUUUAACUCGAUUGAAUCGAUUAAGAAUCGAUCGAAUGAUGUAAUAAAAUUGUGUGAAAUGUGCAUAAGUGUAAACAUUUGAAGUGACAGCGAAACUCCGGAGAUGUACGGCAUACUGACAUUAACCUUAAUUCUAUGGCAGCAAGCUGAGAGCAUACGCAUAGUGGACCUGCAAGUCCCCGGCCACGCGGCUGAAGGUGGGUCGGCGCUGCUGGGCUGCCAAUACGACCUGGAGGGGGAGGAGCUGUACUCCGUGAAGUGGUACAAGGAUGGCCAGGAGUUCUACCGCUACGUGCCCUCCAACACCGAGACUAUCAGCUACUUCCCCAUGACGGGGGUCAUGGUUGAUAUCUCACGGUCAUCCAGUACAGUGGUGGCACUGGAGACGCUUCGGCGCGAGUCGGCCGGCCUCUACCGCUGCGAGGUGUCCGGGGAAGCCCCGUACUUCGUCACAGCGUAUGACGAGAGCGCCGUCAAUAUACAUUUACUCCCAAAAAGUGGUCCACACAUAACUGGUCUCCAGCCGGAAUACCGGAUCGGAGAGCUGCUGGCUGUGAACUGCUCCUCCGGCAGGUCUCGGCCCAGGGCCCAGGUCUCCUGGCAGCUGAACGGCCGGCCUGCACCCAAGGAGUACGUACGAGGACCCUGGGUGAGGCAGUCCAGGGAGAGAUCAGACGCCCAAGACACGACGCUGGAACUCAGCUUCGUGAUAGCCCCUGAGCAUUUUGAGAAGAAUGGGCUUAUAUUACAGUGCCAGUCAUCAAUAGCGCCGCUAUACCAGAAGGAUGUGAUACAGCAGAUACUGCGGGCGCCAGAGGUCCCCAUGGACGAGGGCGAUGACCUCGCUGACCUCAACAUCCAGAUCGGCCAGAACUUUGUGAUAGCGGACCACGGUGACCAUGAAAUGGUGAUUGAGGAUCACAGUGUUGUACUCAAAGUGCCUAUCUGGACGUUAGUGAUUUCUCUCAUUAUUUUUAAAUUUAUAUAAAGUAUAUUUUCAUUUGUCAUAAAAGACCUAAGAUUCAUUUAA
This is a messenger RNA of Aricia agestis (brown argus), 1293 nucleotides long. RefSeq lists its product as uncharacterized. The record is from RefSeq and is a predicted model, not a curated record. The transcript is spliced from 6 exons. The coding region runs from base 367 to 1251 and encodes 294 amino acids. NCBI's taxonomy places the organism in Eukaryota, Metazoa, Arthropoda, Insecta, Lepidoptera, Lycaenidae.